AUGCCGGAAUCAAUCAUCAACGACACAGACCUGGCCCUCGACCGCCACGACGGCAACAUCUUUGUGGUUACGCUGCGCAAGGCCCCCGAGAAUAGACUGAACAGCGCUUAUUGCCAGAAGCUCAUCAACGCUUACAACACGGUCAGACGACUGCUCGGUACAGACAGCGAAGGUGCUGUCAUCACGAAAGGCAACGAUGCGAAGUUCUGGUGCACAGGCCUGGAACUCGAUGAGGCAGACACCAACCCGCACGCCAACUCAGAAGGCUUCUUCCCACUUCUUGCCACGCUUGUCGACUUUCCGUUCCCAACCAUAGCAUGUAUCACUGGUCACACGUUCGGCGGCGCUGGACCCUUCGCAUUGAGCCACGACUACCGUGUGAUGAACAGUAAGCGAGGCUUCUUCUCAAUGCCGCCUGUGAACCUCGGUCUCCAUUUUCCCGGAAUCGGCGCCCUGAUUCGGCUCAAGCUACACCCCAAGGUUGCUCGCAAGAUGCUGCUUGAAGCUCACCGCUGGACGGGAGAGGAAGCACUCAAGGACGGCAUCGUUGACGCUAUCGCCGAGCCGGCUAACAUGUUCGAUGAGGCUCUCAUGAUCGCUCGUCAAUGGGCGCCAAAGGCGAAAAUGGGAGUUUACUCGCUCCUAAGAAACGAACUGUACGGCGAGGCAGGUAAAGCAUUCCGUGAAAUAUCCUAUAGGACGACGCCCAAGGAUCGCCCGGCUAAAGCAAAGAUCUGA
This is a messenger RNA of Baudoinia panamericana UAMH 10762, 738 nucleotides long. RefSeq lists its product as uncharacterized. Gene Ontology annotation, molecular function: delta(3)-delta(2)-enoyl-CoA isomerase activity; enoyl-CoA hydratase activity. The coding region runs from base 1 to 738 and encodes 245 amino acids. The record is from RefSeq and is a predicted model, not a curated record. The transcript has 3 exons. Lineage: Eukaryota; Fungi; Ascomycota; Dothideomycetes; Mycosphaerellales; Teratosphaeriaceae. Gene Ontology annotation, cellular component: peroxisome. Gene Ontology annotation, biological process: fatty acid beta-oxidation.